This is a messenger RNA of Colletotrichum truncatum, 1704 nucleotides long. RefSeq lists its product as uncharacterized. The record is from RefSeq and is a predicted model, not a curated record. Lineage: Eukaryota; Fungi; Ascomycota; Sordariomycetes; Glomerellales; Glomerellaceae.
AUGGCCCUCACUCAAACGGUCACCAUCAUUAACAACUCGGGCAAGAUUAUAAGUACCGGCAAACAACUCGCUGGCAUCUUUAAAGAAGCCAAAGCCUCCUACCAGGAGAAGAAGGCCUCCAUCAAGGCCGACCGUGAGCUUAAGCGCGCACAAACCUUCGAUACCUCUCGCGAUUUGCCUCCCGAGGCCUUCGAGCGCCGCUAUUCCUACGAUGAUGGACACUCCGUUGCCAGCUCCCGCAGGAGUCACCGCUCUCGGCAGUCUCACUACCCCGAUCGCGAGCAGGAGUACUAUCCCCGCUCAAGACCGGCCCUGACCGAGAACAACCUCAAGACUCAUUCCGAAGUAUCGAGCGUCACUCCCUCGAGGGCUCCCCCUGUUGUAUACCGCUCUCCCUACGCCGAAACCGCUCCCCGCGAUAUGGCUCUGAGUCGCCCAACCAUGCAACACUACACUACAGUGCCGACAUGUAGUGACAGUCUCGCCGAUUCCGCCACCCUCCGCGGCUCUAAUAUUCCCCGAACAAUGUCGUCACCUGUCGUACCAACGGUCGCCGCCAAGAAGAAGAAGGAAAUCGACAUGGACCUGGCAUAUGGCAACAUCCCUCCAGAUUUGCAGGACCGCCACGAUUUGGAUCCCAAGGAGGACCAGGCCAGAACUUUGGUCGCCAGGGUCGAAGGACUGCUUGAAGAAGCGAAGUGCGUCCAGCAUUCAGCUACAGCCACCAUCGCCCACCUGCAAGGAAACCCCGAUGCCGCCGCCGCCGUUGCCCUGACUCUCGCCGAGCUGUCGACGCUGCUGAAGGGCAUGUCGCCCGCCUUCCUGUCCGUCAUCAAGGGUGGCUCCCCCGCCGUCUUUGCGCUCCUCGCCUCGCCCCAGUUUCUCAUCGCUGCGGGCGCAACCCUUGGUAUGACUGUCGUCAUGUUCGGCGGAUGGAAGAUUGUGAAGCAGAUCAAGGAGGCCAAGGCCCAGAGAGAGGCUAUUAUGGCCAACGCCAUCGCGAUGGAGGCGCAACCCGCGCCGCAGCCCAUUGAGUAUGCAUACGACCAUUACGAUCAAUACGAUCCGUACAUGCAACAACAACCGCGGGAGGGCAGCGUCGGCUAUGACGAAGCAGUUGUUCUCGACGAACGGCUGGAGGAGGAGCUCAGCUCCAUCGAGACAUGGCGCCGUGGCAUCGCGCCCAUGGGCGAGGAUGAGAGCGUCGACAUGGAGCUCAUCAGCCCCGAGGCCGCACGGUCCAUCCGCGGCGACCCGGACACCCGCACCGAGAGGAGCUUCCGCACGACUCGCAGCUCCAAGACGCACCGCAGCUCGAGGACGGAAAGGUCGCACCACUCGUCUCACUCACACAAGUCGCACCGCAGCAGCGCCAGCGUGCGCGAGUCGGAGGCCCCCGAACGCAGGAGCACCGUCUCCAGGUCCGAACGGGGUGAUUCCCGAUCCGAACGCGGCGAUUCCAGAUCUGAGCGGGGCGACGCUGAGAGUAUUGCCAGCAGCCAUCGCAGCCACCGCAGCUCGGCGUCGAAGCGGACUGGUCGGGUGUCGAUGCUCACCAUCGAGGACGCCAGGAGCGAGAAGGACGACGAGGUCAUUGAAUUGGCGACGCGACCCAAGAAGAACAACAUGCUCAAGUCGUUGUUCAAGAAGAAGGAGAAGGAGCACAAGGACAGAGAAGAGAGAGUCUCUGCUCUCGUGUUUUAA